Messenger RNA from Manihot esculenta (cassava), 1142 nucleotides. RefSeq names its product ethylene-responsive transcription factor ERF087. The coding region runs from base 125 to 949 and encodes 274 amino acids. The transcript has a single exon. Gene Ontology annotation, molecular function: DNA binding; DNA-binding transcription factor activity. NCBI's taxonomy places the organism in Eukaryota, Viridiplantae, Streptophyta, Magnoliopsida, Malpighiales, Euphorbiaceae. The record is from RefSeq and is a predicted model, not a curated record. Gene Ontology annotation, biological process: regulation of DNA-templated transcription.
UUCUCUGCAACUUCUAUAUAUCUUCCACAAGAAGAGAAGGGGAAACGGUCUCUCUUAAACCAGCGGGCUUUAAUUUUCCUCUAAUCCAAACACCAAUUCCAUCAUUUUUGUUUUAUAAAUUAACAUGGAUUUCACCAACUCAUCGUCGCCUUCACCCUCGCCCUCAAAGACCAAAAGAAAGCAACAAAACGAGCAACAAGAGCCACACCAAGAAGUAAGGUUCUUGGGAGUGAGAAGAAGACCAUGGGGCCGAUAUGCAGCGGAGAUUAGAGACCCUUCAACCAAAGAAAGGCAUUGGCUCGGCACUUUUGACACAGCUGAGGAAGCUGCCUUGGCUUACGACCGUGCCGCCCGUUCCAUGAGGGGCUUCAAGGCUCGCACCAAUUUUGUGUACUCAGAUAUGCCUGCUGGCUCCUCUGUCACCUCCAUUAUCUCUCCUGAUGAAACCCAACACGAAAUCUCUGCUCUUUUCGCUCCGGCGCGCCAAUAUAAUCAAAACAGCAACACUAACCAGAACCAGCAGGUCCUCUUCACUCAGGAUUGCACCUUCAAUGCGUCAUUUCUUUACGCUAAUAGCUGUGGGCUGGUAACUGGGGGAGAUGGAUGGGUUCAGGGAGCAGAGGCUGGCGGGUCUUUUCAGCCCGUUAGUGCUACUAUGGAUGCUAGUGGGUCCAAUAAUUGCUCCGGCGACAGCAUUGAGCUCCCUCCUUUGCCUCCCGAUAUGACCAGCUCUUGUUACUAUGGCUCUGAAGUUAGCGAUGGAUUUUGGAAGGAGACCAACUUUUUUGGGUUUUCAGAGGAAGUGUCGAAUGCAGCAAGCGGGCCGUACUUGGGCUUUGAUUCGAACGAGUUUGUCCAGCAGGGCCCAUUUCCCGGAAGGGCGCCGUCCGUUUCUGAUACGGUGACGGAAGGGCUGGAUCUUGGUUCGUCGUCUGCCUUCUUCUUCUAGCUAAAUUUACGUUAUCUAUACUAUAGUUGCGUAGUUGUGGUGGUGGCAUUUUGAUGUUGUGGAGAUGCAACGGUUUGCUUUUGAAUCCAUUUCGUAUUUGCUUUUGAAUGAAUGAAAAGUGUAUGCCCUUUCGGGAUUGUAUAUCUGUAUUAAUGAUUGGCUUCCUCAAAUUACUGAGUCAUUCUUCUGUUUU